GUAUAUAGGAUGCUUCUCACCAAGAAAUCUGUAUUGAAGAUGCUUCAAAAUUCUGAUUGGAUGAUCUAUUAUCCCUAUUGAUGAUACUUGUGUUUCAGGUAACCAUGUUGAUGGUAGUGAUGGCUGCUAUAUAAUGCAUCUCAGGGAUACCAGGAUCAUUGCUUUUGCAAGAGAGUAUACCAGCCAAAAUUUGGCUCCCUGUCUUAUGACUCAUGGGCCAGACAGGUUCAUCAACAGUUACCCUGCAUUUGAUUUGUGGAUGAAUUCCAUGUUACUUGUGCAAAAGUAGACAAUGAGGUGAUUGCUCUGUAUCAGCAUGUCAUUUAAUUGGCUCAAUUCUUGGCCAAGAUGGCCUUGCUGACUUCCCUCAAAUGGUGAUGAUAAAUCCUAGAAUUUUUGCUAUGUGAAUUAGUUAUUUCGAUCAAAAUGCGUGCUAUGUGAGUAUCCAGUUAAGGAAAGGUGAAAAGGGAUUUUCAGAUCUUGUUGCUAUUAUGUGCUAAUUAAAUAAGAAAAGUAGAGGAGGAGAGAGAGAGAGAGAGAGGGAGGGAGGUGAGGAUAACUCCUAGAAAUUUUUGCGUUGUGAAUCAUUUUUUUUUUCUGGUCAAAAUGUGUGCUAUCUGAGUAACCACUAACCGGUUAAGGAAAAGUGAAAAGGGAUUUUCAGAUCUUGUUGCUGUUAGGUGCUAAUUAAAUAAGAAAAGUAGAGGGGGAGAGAGACAGAGAGAGAGAGAGGGAGGGAGGGAGGUGAGGAUAACUCCUAGAAAUUUUUGCGUUGUGAAUCAUUUUUUUUUUUUCUGGUCAAAAUGUGUGCUAUCUGAGUAACCACUAACCCGGUUAAGGAAAAGUGAAAAGGGAUUUUCAGAUCUUGUUGCUAUUAUGCUUAUUAAAAAUGAAAAGGAGAGAGAUUUUGUUGCUAUAAUGUGGUUUUUCCUUUUUUAACUUUCUGUUGCCUUUUUUUUGAAUGUUAUAAUUCCUUCUUACUUUGUUUGGCAACUGAUAUGAAAAUUGGCAGGCCACAGGUCUUGGAAUGUGGUAUUGCCUGUUGCAACUGCAAAGUGCUAGCUCCUAUGUUUCAUUCAGACCAAGGUAUAAAUUUCAUCUUGGAUCAUUUUAUAUUAAAAUUUCUAGUUAGAUAAUGUAAUUCAUCUGUUCAAAUAUCUACUUAAGCAUUCAAUUAAAGCUGUUCUCAGUUACCUAUAACAUAAUUCAUUGAUAGGAUCCAUUGCAUUGUCAUUUUUAAUGUGUUUGUUUUAGUUACGUCCAUGGUCUGCACUUUGGAAUUACUUAUUAUAUGGCUGUAGAAAAACUUAAGAGUUUAAUUACUUGAACCAGAAUUUUAAAAAACCUUUAAUAAAAAUAUGUUAGCUUGGAUGUCUUUGCAUUGUAGAUGUAAAAUCACUGUUAUAAUGCUAGUGGUGCAUACUUCAUAUCAAUCUGGUUCAUCUAUGUUAGGCCCAUAUAUUAGUUCAGCUAAAAGAUAAGUCUCUAUUCAAGAGUCUUCGCUGCUUGAUGAGUAAAUUCUUCUAGGCAGCCAGCUGUUUGAGUAGAAAUCCUUUGUGGUCAAUGGGGAAGAACAUCCAACUAUGUUGUCAGCUGUUCCUCAUAAUUUCCAUCAGUCUGUCCCCUUUAGAAGUCUCACAAAUUUAUUAUCCUACUCACACGAUGAUUCUAGUGGGACAUAUUGGUUCUUUGGUGCAAAAUUAUCAUAACUUUUUCAGCUCUGAACAUAAAUGAUAAGAAUUUUCAUCAUGUUAACCAGCAUUAAAAUAAUUUUUUUCCACUAUUGAGGUCGCUAGAUGCACUGUGAUUAUUUCAUUUUAUUUCCAUGGCAUUUAAAAUAACAAAUCUCUCUCUUCUGAGGUAAGCACUGUGAUAUGGAAUUAUGCUUGGAUUGGAAAAUGAUACAGUAACAACAUUGUCGGGAAAAAGCAUCUUUUAAUACAAUCAACUACUGACAUUUGCCAAAAUUCAAAAUAUUGGUAAAACCCUGAAGUCACUUUUCCUCCAUGUGGACUGGCACUGACUCAUUACCAUGUUCAGCUAAAGUUAAAAUAAUCUUUAGUCAUAAAUAUCUCAGACCAUAGUGUAAGGCAGUGGUAUAUAUGUGGUUUUGGUGUUAGCUUUAUUUAGGAAAUAAAAUGUUCUUGAUUGACCUUAUUUUGGUGCAUUGGGUUGGGAAAAGGUUGGUUGUUUGUAUCUGAGCUAAUAUCUUUGGGGAGACAAUGGCUUAUAAGGUUUUAGACCCAUCUGGUGAGGGCCAUAGAAGCCAGCAAUGGCAUAUGCCUAAUUUUUCUUGAAGUGGCAGGCAUGCUGGAUUGCAUCAUAAUGCCAUAACUUUGUCGGGGAAAUUCCUAUCUGUAAUGGUGAACCACUGCAAUUGGAUGUUUGGUCUUAUGUGGAGGAUUAGAUCUGACUAGGUUGUGAUGAUGAGCCACAGAAGAUACUGGAUCUUUGGUCUUAUAUGGAGUGUUUGUUCUGGGCAAGCUGGCGAUGAUGACCAACAGCAGAUGUUGGAUCUUAGGUUUUCUUUAAGAGGGUUGGGUCUGACUAAGAUAGACAUAAUAAACUUUGCUGUGUCAAGUGAUAGGAUUGUAUCUCUUAGAAGACCUGCUCCUUCCCAUCUAGAUAUGGAUUUAUGAUCUAGAAGUCGAUCCAAGGUGUUCUAGACCCAAUGAGCUCUUACGGCUUUAAAAUGUGUCUACCUUGUUGAGGGGAACUCACUACAUCUAUAAUGUAAAUAACUUCCUUUUCUCUCACCCCUCUUAUGGACAUAAUAUCACAUUCACCUAUGAUGUUGUGUCCCAAGGAUUUCACAACCAAUCCAAUAUGGCCUGUCACAUUCGCCCCAUAUGGACACAACAUCAUCGUUGUGUGACUUGUGUCCUACAACAUCAUAGGGCUAGACAUACAGGGUCUCACACUUAGAUCGAGGAUCGACUCUUUGUCAUUUAUAAUGACCCAAUUCCUCUUGUUUAGAUACUAUUUGUUUUGGGCCUACUACAUUCUUAUGACUUUAAAGCGCGUUAAUUUAAUUAAAAGAAGCUCAUUACAUAUACAAUGUCAAAAUUUCCUCCAAUCAAUGUGAAAUAUCAUAAUCUACUUCAAGGAUAUCAUGCAACCAAAAAGUAUGAGAUGACUUUGAGGCAUCAUGCAACCAAAAAAUAGGAGAGGAUACAAUUAUCAUGAAUUCUUUACUAUGGUGGAAUUCUCAUCCGUGCUUGCAUAUUUAUGCCAGUGCUGUGUCUUCAGACUUAGCACCGCACUAUCCUAUUCACAUGUAUCUUGUGUAAUGAGUUCGCAGACAGCUUGCAAAGCUUUUUAAAGAGCCUAGCUUGAUAGAUUGAUCAUGUAAACUCAGGCUUACGCUAUAAAAGGCGUGCCUUUUAGCUCAGGUUUAUGGUAUGAUGGAAUGAGUUGGUUGCAUGCUUUGGCUUUGUGACCCAAUAACCAUCUGUAGUAUACAAAAGACUAAGAAGAAUUAGCUUUGCCUCUGCCAAUCGAGAUUGAAUAAGAAGAGCAACAAUGAGUGGAGGACACUUUUGAGUUACAUAUGAAAAUGAUGAUGAAAGGAUGUUAGUCAUAAUGCAUGAACGUAAAAAGAUGUUAAACUAGCCCCCACCUAAAUAUGGGGUCACUUUGACCGAUGAAAUGUCACAAUACAUCCAAACCAGACUUUCCAUAUGUUCGCCUAAUUGCCUUUGUAUAUCAACCUGUCGGUGGAGUGGAUGGAACCGCUGUACCCAUAGAUUUGCCAUACAAUUUUGAUAAUAAGGAGCUACACAGGCUUUAUCUAUUCGUCUUUUAUUAACUCUUAUGAGACAGGAGGAGGCAUGGCUACAUAUUCUAAGAUGGUGACACCAUCCGUUAGGUAGUGCAUAUAAUAACAAUUCCAUUGUUUGUGGCACUAGACUGUUACUAAAACAAUAUGGGCGUUUCUUUUGGUACAUAAACAAACAAUGAGCUCGAGGCACAACCCUUUUUGGGGGGUGUGAUCUACCCACAAUGUUUGUGUAGACAAUCUCCACUAAAGGAAAAUCAAUUAAUAAUCUCUCUAUGCCACUUUGUUUUAGUCCUUUUCUGGUAGUUUUGUCGUAGGGAAUAUAUAUUUAUCGCGUGUUCGACCUUUUAGCUAAAUAAUGCUAUUGUCUAACGCUGUGGCUUUAAUUGAAAGACAUUAAAAAUCUUUCAGAAUCAGUGUGCCAAAUGCGGUAGGGCACCAUUCUCGAUUCAAAUAAUUGGACCUACUAAAAUAAUGCCCUCCUUUGUUUUUUGUUUUAUACGUAUAUAUGGUUGGUGACUGACCUUUUAUGCAGCUGGCUCUUACAUUAGCUUGAGAAAGGCUUAAAGCAAUAGGACGUAGACUCCAUGAACAUUUAUUUCUUUAGGUAUGGCACCCAUGAUUCAAAUCAAACUAUCCAAGCAUAUCAUCUUCCUCUAUUAUCCACUCUUGAGGGAGAUAGGAAACGUUUGGAUUGUAGAGAGGAACGACGUCGUUUUCAGUCUCUUGUUGUUUGUGCUUUGGCGGGUGGCAGUGAUACAGCUGUGAUUCAUGGAUGAAAGAAAAAAAUGGUAUACAAUGAUCAGCUUCUUCGAAAAACUGACGGCUCUGCACUCGGUUUCCUGUAGCCGACAACUGUAAUCGCAUUUUGUCGUGCUGUGACGUGGCCGUCAUGCCCAGCGAGUAUGAACCAGUGUCUGGGUCUGCGAGUAUGCAGUGCUUACGGUCGGCAGUUCUGGGCCUGGGUCCCUUAGUGGUAGGCAGUGUGGGCUCACGGGAAUCUGUAGGAUCAAAAAAUAGAGUUGGACUUCAAACGGGUCCACCAAAUUGGGCCCACAAAGGCCUCCCACUUCAACUGCGUGGCACGAAGUACAAGGGUCUAAGCCCAGAUUAAUAUGCCACGUUUCAUGUUAUGCGGGCCUUUUUAUUGGAUUAGCUGGCAAGUGCGAGAGAGGCUACUGGUAUAUUAAAUGUCACAAGUGUCCGCUUCUCUUUGGGCAAAUCACUCAUGUGCUUCUCAAACGGUGAAAGUUUGUUCCAUGACUUGUCUUGCUGGAACCAUCUGAUCGUAGAUGUAACUGUGGCCUUUGUAUCACAUUAACUCCGGCUGAUUCUAUAUGCUGAAAUGGUGGAGGGUUGAUGAGGCAUUUUAAUGGGGGCCAAUGGAAUUGUUCCGAGUCUCUACCAAGGUACAAAUUACUAGGAAAAUGGUUCAUGAAAUUUAUACUCAAGGCUCAUGUGGGGAAGAGGGGGGACAUCAAUUUUUCUUGGGACAAACAAUAAUAUUGUCUUUUUGCCAUUUUGAAUCGGGCUUGCUUUAAUAAUCCUACUCGACCUUAGUACCUUAUUGUUAUAUGGUAACGUAGUUGUUUCAUGGUGACGAGCAUUUGCAAGUCAAACAUCAGAGGAUGAAGUGAAUUUAGGAUUGAUUGUUCUUGUUGACUUUUAAGGAAAAAAGAAAAGAAGAAAAGAAGAAGAAAGGAAAUGACAAGUCAGUGCGGUCGAGAUGGAUGUGUGAAUCUUACUUGUUUAAUAAAUAAGUAUAGCAUUCAUUACUUGGUAGGGUGUUUCAGGAAUUCUAUAUCGGAUAUGGAGUUCCACUUAAUAAUGAUUGAGAAUAUCUUAAGGUAAUGAUAAGUUUUUCAUUCUUUUUAUUUUUUAAAUGGGGAAAAAGGAAUUAGUUUAGAUGAAUUAAUUUGAGGAAGGAAUAGAGCAGUGAAUUGCAAAUGCCCGCGUGAGGUAGGCGCGACCUUGGUAGAUGAAUGGAUGGGUCACGUUAGUGAGUUUAACAGGGGAUUGGACAUGGUUGUUUACCACUUCACUAUUUAGCAGCAGAAGCAAAGCAUUGGGAUAAUGCUCGAUACUACUCCCCUCAGAAACGUCCUCUCACCUCUCUUUCUCCCAUCCUUCCAACAAACAAGGUUCGGGACCCAGAAGCUUCGUCUUUCCCUUCUUUUUAAAAUCCUCCUUCGCUUCUCUCCUCUUAAGUCUUAACAAAUUCAAACUCUCUCUCUCUCUGCCUCCUAUGUAAUAUAUACAAUACUCUGUUUUCUGUCAAUUUGGUAUUCAUGGCUUCCUCUUUCUUAUUCCUCUUCAUGACAAUCUUUCUUACACACUAUGUUUUUUCUUGUUCAGCCAUCGUUCUGCUUCCUCUAACCCACUCUCUCUCUAAAUCCCAAUUCAACAGUACCCCCCACCUCCUCAAAUUCACCUCCGCUCGCUCCGCCACCCGCUUCCACCACCGCCACCGCCAAAUUUCUCUCCCACUCUCCCCCGGCAGUGACUACACUCUCUCAUUCAACCUCGGCUCCCAUCCACCCCAACCCAUCUCCCUCUACAUGGAUACCGGCAGCGACCUUGUCUGGUUUCCCUGUGCCCCCUUCGAGUGUAUCCUCUGCGAAGGCAAAUAUGACACCGCCGCCACCGGCGGCCUUUCCCCUCCCAAUAUCACCUCCUCAGCGUCGGUGUCCUGCAAGUCCCCUGCUUGCUCCGCAGCUCACACGUCGCUCUCGUCGUCUGACCUCUGUGCCAUGGCUCGCUGUCCCUUGGAAUUAAUCGAGACCUCUGAUUGUUCUUCCUUUUCUUGCCCACCUUUCUACUAUGCCUACGGCGAUGGAAGCCUGGUAGCACGCCUUUAUCGCGAUAGCUUGUCAAUGCCAGCCUCGUCUCCUCUGGUUUUGCAUAAUUUCACUUUCGGCUGUGCUCACACCGCUCUCGGCGAGCCCGUCGGCGUGGCAGGGUUCGGCCGCGGCGUCCUUUCGCUACCAGCCCAACUCGCUAGUUUCUCUCCCCAUCUCGGUAACCAAUUCUCCUACUGUCUGGUUUCUCACUCGUUCGAUGCCGACCGAGUUCGCCGGCCUAGUCCGCUCAUCCUCGGGCGUUACUCCCUCGACGAUGAAAAGAAGAAACGAGUUGGACAUGACAGAGGAGAGUUCGUAUACACAGCCAUGCUUGAUAACCCGAAGCACCCAUACUUCUACUGCGUUGGACUCGAGGGAAUCACCGUCGGCAAUAGGAAAAUCCCGGUACCGGAGAUUCUAAAGAGGGUUGAUAGAAGAGGUAACGGAGGGAUGGUUGUUGACUCUGGCACCACGUUUACCAUGCUGCCGGCGGGACUGUACGAAUCGUUGGUGACAGAGUUCAAUCACCGAAUGGGCCGAGUCUACAAGCGAGCCACUCAGAUUGAGGAGCGCACCGGACUCGGUCCGUGCUAUUACUCAGACGACUCGGCUGCGAAAGUCCCUGCUGUAGCGUUGCAUUUUGUUGGAAAUUCCACUGUGAUCUUACCCAGGAAUAAUUACUACUACGAAUUCUUUGACGGUAGAGAUGGACAGAAAAAGAAAAGGAAAGUGGGCUGUUUGAUGCUUAUGAACGGUGGAGAUGAAGCGGAGUCAGGUGGACCCGCAGCGACCUUAGGGAACUAUCAGCAACAGGGUUUCGAAGUGGUUUACGAUUUGGAGAAGCACAGGGUCGGAUUCGCCAGGAGGAAGUGCGCAUUGCUAUGGGACUCCCUCCAGCAGCGUUAACGUGCGCCGCUUGGUGGGCGGGUGGAUGUGCUGCGCUCAGCCUAGGAGGUUUGACUUUUUUGGUCAGGCGUCCGGGGUUGACCGCACGUGGGGCUGUAUGUAAACGGGCCGGGUUUUUUGUUUCUUUGCACUCUGCUUUUUGCUUUAUGCACUCUGUUCAUAUUGUACAUGUCACCCACCCUAAAGAGUGCAUGAAACAAAAAUGUAGAGGGCAAACUUGUAAAUUUCCCCUCACGUCGAGAAUAAAAUAUCUUUAAAAUGUAUUAUGUAAUAGUAAAAUAUUUUUUAUAAAAAUAUCAUUUUGACGGUUUUUAUACUACAAAA
Messenger RNA from Vitis vinifera (wine grape), 7848 nucleotides. RefSeq names its product probable aspartyl protease At4g16563. Gene Ontology annotation, biological process: proteolysis. The record is from RefSeq and is a predicted model, not a curated record. Gene Ontology annotation, cellular component: plant-type cell wall. Gene Ontology annotation, molecular function: aspartic-type endopeptidase activity. The transcript is spliced from 2 exons. NCBI's taxonomy places the organism in Eukaryota, Viridiplantae, Streptophyta, Magnoliopsida, Vitales, Vitaceae. Bases 6067 to 7524 code for a protein of 485 amino acids.